Molecule: messenger RNA, 294 nt
Organism: Plasmopara halstedii
Lineage: Eukaryota; Oomycota; Peronosporomycetes; Peronosporales; Peronosporaceae
Exons: 2
Coding region: 1-294 (97 amino acids)
Source: RefSeq, a predicted model, not a curated record
AUGCGGCAGCGGUGCCAGUUAGAACAUUUCGAAGAGGGAUUUCAGGAUUUUUUUUGGUGCGAUGGUAUCCCAUCUACUGCUCAAGAUACUGCUUAUAUUCCUGUAAAACUCGUCGGUCUAUCAUACACCCACUGGAAAAGGGACAAUCCAAAGCUCAUCGAGCACAGCCGGCAAAUCGGAGCUCUAGCUGCUUUGUCUCGUGUUUAUGCUGUCAUUUCGACACCGCAAUUGGACCAACUAACUCGAGGUUCCCAAGCGUCUUCGAACCUGAUCACUGCCUGGAGCAGCGGAUAG